GAAUUUAUUUUUUGUAGACUAGAUAAUGUUGUUUAUUAUAAUGUUAUUAUAAUGUAAACUCUGAUGUGCAUAGCAUAUUGACAGCAUUGGAGCAUUCCAUUGGGUAGAUCGGGCUUCAUCUUCUUUUCCACUAGAGGGUAAUAAUAGUGAAUCCUAAUUUGUUGAUAAAUGGGAUAUAUUUAUUUGUUAUCGUGUUUAGAAACAGAUAUAUUCAAGUGAUACAUGGAACAUAAGAGAAGCUGACAUGGCAUCCACAUGGCCGCCACAUAGGACUAGAGAUCAGUUGUAUCGAGAUUAGUUCUAUGUGACACAUAUUGAAUUCUUGUUUUGAUUUUGGGGAAGGAGAGGGGGGAUGAGAUCUUCCUUAUUAAAUCCCUUGAGAAAUUUAUUGAGAGGAUUUCAGCUCUCCUUACUUUUCUCUCUUUAUCUUGAUUUUUCUGUGUAUCAAUUGCUACCAGAACAGCAUUUCCUUGGCCAUGACAGCAGCUCAGGAUCCCCUGGCAGAUCUGGUGGCCUUGAAGCUGAUGGGGACAGUAGGAGAAUUUAAAGAGCAAUUGGAUCUUCUCUUUGCUUAGUGUGCUAUUAGUGGAAAAACAUAACAGUAUAGUGAAGCUCUGAUUAAAUUUGUGCUGUAUUAUGUCAGGGAGUUGACUCCCUAGGCUUAGAUUCAACUCCCUUAAAAUAAUUUGAAAAACCAAGUUUACUGUUUUUUGGAGUUGACUACAACCCCUGAAUUUGCUGUCUGAGGUGUAGUCAACUCUUACCCCUAAAUCUCUUACUAUAAAUUUUCUAAUAAGAAAAAUCUGGUUACCAGUAUCGUUUUGAUUGUUGUGCAGGAAAAGCCUGUCUCUCCAAAGUGUGACAGAAACUGUAGUUCAGGAACUUAGAAAACUCCUAUUGGUGCAUCCCAUGCUUGUAAUAGCUACCAAAGCCACCAUCCUACAGGAUAGAUAUUCAGUGAAUGAGAUAAAAUGGAUGCAGUCUUCCUUUGAUAAUUCACUAUUAAGAAGUGCAGCAAGAAAUGAUCAGCAACUUCCCUAUCGUGAGUAUAUGCCUUCCAUCUGGCAGGUAUCAUAUACAUCAGCCGCUGCUAAUUUGUUCCCUGGGGAUUUUUUUAUUGACAAAGAUUUAGCUUAUUGUGGCCCAUAGUUGUAGAUAUAACUGCUCGCAAAACUGCAUAUAGAUGAGUUUUAUUUCUAAAGGAUUUUCCUUUCCUUUCAGAUCUUGUGUAGCAUCAAUCUUGGAGAUUGUAAUACAAUUAAACAAUUGCCUAAAUGAGAAACUAAAUUUUAACUAAAUCAUUUGAGAAGAAACAAUUAUAUUGAGUUGAGUUAAUCACCUCCCUGGAAAAUUGAUCUGAGAUGUUAAGAUAUCCUAAAUCAUUUUAUUGGGGAUCCAAUAAGAGUAAAGUCUCAAAGUCAACUCAAUUUUAAAAAGAGAUAAUUGAAUGGAUAGCACCAAGUGAUUUGAGAAAACAUUUAUGCAAUCAAGAUGAUGGGGAAAAAGUCAAUCUUGUUUUUAGAAGAUAACCUAUCUUAGAAUUUCAGUCCAAGAUGCUCAUUGCUACUUUGUAGUGGGAAUUUUCUUCUUUCGUUAAAUUGAUAUGGUGCCUUUUAUUGUCAGGUUUAUUUUAAUUAAUACUUUCUUGCUAUUGCAGUCCUUUGUAACGCACAGGAUACUCUUACGAUCUACAGAUGAAGACUUCAUUGAUAGCGAGCAUCAAAAUUUCCCUGUCUAUCUAUCUGAAUGGAUGGUGCCACCCCUAAAUUCCUUGGACAAAUUCAUAGUGAAAGAUGCUGGUCUGUCUAUCAUUUCCUGAAGUUGUUUUGCAGGGUCAAGGAUAAUCUCAAUCUCAAUCUCAAGCAACUCUUUUCUUGACAUCUCGCACCAUGCCAGGUCAUAAUUAUUUCUGAAAUACACUUCUAUUCAUCAGAACAUGUAUAUGUAAGUGUUAAGAAAACUGUUUUACAG
Rubroshorea leprosula is the source of this 1971-nucleotide messenger RNA. The record is from the annotation of a GenBank genome assembly. Lineage: Eukaryota; Viridiplantae; Streptophyta; Magnoliopsida; Malvales; Dipterocarpaceae.